Messenger RNA from Psylliodes chrysocephalus, 6456 nucleotides. The record is from the annotation of a GenBank genome assembly. NCBI's taxonomy places the organism in Eukaryota, Metazoa, Arthropoda, Insecta, Coleoptera, Chrysomelidae.
UCGUCAUUCGUCAGUGUCACACGUCACAUUUUACUCUUGUCGUUUUCCUUUUGCGGGAUAAAUACAUAAACAUUCUCGCUUUUAAAUUUAGCGAUGAUUUAAACAUUUUAAUAAAAGUGAUUUUUUUUAAUACGUUGUGACAUUGUCACUACAAUAUGUUUCUUAUUCACCUUCAUUAUUCGAAUGCAACUAGUUAGUGAGUGUUUUUAAUUGCAUUGUGCUACUGUAAAAAAUGGAUCAUCCGUGAAAAUUCGAUUGUAAGCAGUAAUGACUGAUUUAAUAGUGCCUCGCGGCGAUACAUUUCCUCGAUCUUUUUUGGACACAUAUCGUGCGAAUAAAAAUGAACCACUUUACAAUGAAUUGACCUCUAGUAAAAGUGAUGAACUAGUUCUGCAGAACUCUAUGAGCAUCCCGGUUUCUGAAGAGAUCCACCAUGGACGUUCAGAAAAUUUAUUAGAUGUGACAACAGGUUCAGCUUCUUCGACAGAAUAUUUGGAUAAGCAAGAGAUUGCUUUGCCAAAGACUCAUAGAAGAAUACCUGUCUAUGACCGAGUUGAUCCCGAAGAUAGUAUCAGAGAUAUUGUCACUGAAAAUGAUUUUUACAGGUUUGUUUUAUUUAAAAAACACUAUGACAAAUAUUUACACUUGUCACAGAAGUAUGAAGAAGCCAGGAAUAUAGCUUAUUAUUUGGAGGAAAAAUAUCAUGAGGUUAAGACGGAAAGGGAUGAUCUCAUUAAGCAACGGGAUCAAUUAACAAGAAAAUUAGAAUCUAAUGAAUCGUUGCUAAGAGAAAAGGAAGAUGAAGUUUUUUUACAGUUUGAAAGGGUUGUUUACCUAGAAGAGCAAUGUGAUAAGAUAAGAGCCGAAAAAGAAAAAUGCGAGGAGAAAAAGGAACUGAUAGUAAAGGAGAGAGAUAAAGCCUUGAGAAUGCUUCAUGUUCAAGCGAAUGAAUCGGAAUAUAAUAGAAGAAAAUUGGAAAAGGCUCGACAAGAAGUUGUUACUCAUAUGACAAGAAUCAAGAACGAGAAAGAUACUUUGGAAAGAGAGAAUGAUCAACUGAAGGAGGAAUUAGAAGCUGAACGCAGAGGCUUGGGAAAAUACUUAAUUCGAGGAAGGCAACUGAAUGAUGAUCUAUAUUGUAUGGAGAAACAGGUGGAAGACUUAAAGUUGAUGGAACAUUCGAAUAGUGCUCUAGCUUCUCAAUUUCAAAAGGCUGUGCAACAUCUUGCAACUUGUAGACUGAAAAAGUGCUCAGUUUGUGCUUAUACAAAAACUACCUAUAGAAAAAUGUCUCCUAAUGGCCGCAAAUAUGACCGAAAAUUAUUUGGUUGCCUUCAAGCACCCUUCCUAGAAAUGCGCAACAUGAUAAAACCACCUCCAUCGCCGAUCCACGGAGAGGGCGAAAGUCUUUCAGAAUGGUUCUGUCACAUGGACGGUACACCACAAAGUGACUGCUCAUCAUUAAGUGUUCCAUUUGCUGAGCUGUCGAUCUCUUAUAUGGACGAUGUCUCGGACACUUCCAGUUACGGCAGAGACGACGAAAAGGACGAUCAAGAAAGACUGAGCCGAGGAAAUUGUAGUAGUUUUAGAAGAUUUGGCAGCGAUUCCGGUUUUUCAUCUGACAUUUGCGCCGACUACAAGAGCAAUGCGACAACGCCAAAAGAAAAGUUUUGUCCGAACGCCGUUUUGGACGAAGCCGACUGUGCCAAGCUCACCAGAACAAAAUGGACGGCAUCUUUCAGAAAACUAAUCCGACGUAUCAAAAAGUAAUUUUUUUAAUAUUAAUCUUCGUAUUUUUUUUAUAUUAAUGUUCAUGUAUGUGUUAAAAAGAUAUUCAGAAUAAUUUUAUACAUACAUUUUUGUAUAGUUACAUUCCAAUUAUUAUUACAGAUUUUGAAUAUUUUUUUAAAAAAUUAGUUAUUAGUUUUUUAUGAUAUUAAGGUACAAAGCAGUAUUGUAAAAUCAUUUUUUAUUUUAACUUCAUUCUCAUUUUAUUCAUUUUAACUUUUAAGAUUCAAACGUUGUAUUAUAAAUAUUUUAAGUGAAAAAAUCCCGACGAAAAAAUGGAAUUGCAUCAAUUUCAGUAUUUUAUAUUGGUGGUUACUGUUGUUGUUUUUUUUUAAAUGCCUUUUUAUUUAGUAUUACUGCGAAUAUAUUCAUUUUGCCUCAUUUAGAGUAGCUUGUAGGUAUAUAUAUUUUUUUUUUGUAAAAGCACAAUUAAUGCCUUUAAAAAUGUUUUGGAUUCAUAUAAAUUCUGAUAUAAUAUACCGCAAAAAUCUUAUACGGAAUUAAGAAGAACUGAAUAAUAUUGCAGUAUAAAGAGGGAUUUGGAAUAGAAGAAUCCUCUAGCAUUGCUUGGCGCUUUCGUUGCUAUGCAUUUUCGGCUGAAAAUUAGAUAAUAACCCCCGAUUUUUACUUUUAAAAAAUGUAAUCGACAUACUGUCCUUUGCGUUUGAUUGUUCUAACAAAUCGAGGUUGAACAGCAUCCUCAUCCAAACGACAUAUAACUUUUAACCUCCUUUUCAAAAUUGCUCUUUAUUUUGCCCCACCCUAUAAUAAAAAUACGUGUAUUACAUAGGAAAUUAAAAUAAUUUUAUUUUUUUUUUUUUGUAAAAUGUAUAAUGUUCUUGAUUUCAUAAAAGGUUUUCGAGAAAAAUGUUGUUAGACCGCUUAAUAAUAAUUAUUGUAGGUAAUUCGAAAUUUAGCUAAUACAAAUUUUAUAUAGAAAUGUAUUAUUUGUUUAUAUAGUGGAUAUAGAUGUGGACGUCAAUAGAUACAUUUUAUAAUUAGAGACAGGGUAUUUAAGAAAAUAAUAUGUUGGCGACAAAAAAUGAUUUCAAGAGUAUGUAAAAUUCGUAUUUGUAAAGAAAUAUCAGUAUUUAAAAAGUUUUUCUGUCUCAAUUUUUGUGAGAUUUUUAAUUUUAAUACCAGGCAAAAUUCAUCGUCCCCAUUUAUCUAGAUCAUACUCUCUUGUCCCCUUUUGUGUCUAGUAUUUGUAUUAAACAUUUGUUUUUCUUCAUUUUAAUAUUGUUAUUUACAGUUUUAUUUCUUUUCAUCGAUUCGUGGAGAGAAUUAAUUAUAAUCUGAUGAAUUUUCAUUACAAAAACGAAUUGACUCGAAAUUUUAAAACUAGGAAUUAAUAUGAAAUUUUAUCAUUGUUAGUUAUAAGAUUUCAAUCGUAUUAAUACGUCUUGAAGUAAUAUUUGGACUGGUAUCCUAAAGAAUUGAUAAUUUUAUAUCAAAUCGACUAUAUAUUUAUGUCACUUAAAAAAAAAAGUUAACUACUAUGUUCCAAGCGCAUUUUGUUUGUAAAAACUUCUCUUAAAUACUUUUUGCUUUAUGUGUUUAUUUUUUAACAUUUUUAUUCGAUAAAUUUUGUAAAGUUCAUAAAAACGAAUAGAAAAAUAAUUUCAUUUGAAGCAUUAGAAAGAAAAUAAAAUUGAAAAGUAAGUAAGAGAAGAGUGCUCAGAAUUUCAGUUCCAAGUUUGCAGAGGCAGCUACAGUAAAUAGGUAGAAAGUACUUAAUACGCUGAGCUUUAUUAUUUUGAUAAAAAAAAAAGAUACAUAUUGGUUUGGUUAGAUUUGACUUAAUAAUGCAUUUAGAAAUAGUGGAAAUUUGAAGGGUUUUAAAAUAUUAUCUUUAUCGUUUUUAGUUCUUAUUUUGAUUUUACAAUGUUUUAUUUUCAUCCAAUUCCUACUAAUUAAAAUUUGUAAUAUAAGUAAAUUAUAUUUUUUUUCUUUUUAAAUCAUGUAUUUUGAAAUUUUCAACAUGGACAAUAAUAUAAUUCAAAAAUUAACAGCAAUUUUCACCCUCACAUCUAAUCCCAGACAUUUCAUAACACAAUAUUAUUUUCUUAAUGCAUUAUUGACUUUUCUAAAACUAACAAAUAUAUCUACAGAAUUCAUUUUUUGUAAAAGUGUUCAUUUUUAUUAAAUUAUGUAAAGGCUGCUGGUAAAAUUCGGGAUAGAAGAAUCGAAAAUAUUUAUUAUUAAAAAAUUAUUUUAUUGCUUUUAAAUAUUUUUUAAUGUAAACUACUAUAGCCACUAUGAGUAAAUUUGAAUUCUUGAUAUUACUAGCCUUAUUUUGUCAAUCUAAAAUAAUAAAUAUUGCUUAAAACUUCAGUUUAAUUAUUGUUUAUAGACCAGUUAAAUUAACUCAUUUAAAAGGAGAACCAAAGGAAAGUUAACUGGAUUUUGAUAAGUGUAAAUGGUAGAGAGGAUUGUAAUAAGUAAAAAAAAAAUAAAUGCAACCUGGGGGGUUCAAAGUUUUAGACAGUUGAAAAGGGAUAAAAACUGGUAUUAGUCAAAAACAAAAACGUUGUAGAUUAAGCAGAAAUCUACAACUUUUGUAGAGGUCACUUUUUAGCAUAACCUCAAAAAUUGACCCCCACAAAACCUGUAGAUUUUUGCUGGAUCUACAAAGUCCAGUUAACAAUUUUUUUCUCAAUAUUUAAUUUGACUUGAAAGUACACUGUAGUCCCGUAAUUUUAUUAGCAGCUUUCUAAGUUGAUUUUAUCGAGUGGUACAUUUAAACUACUCACUUAAAACGUUAUUAAACUACUAGAUACUUCCAAAAUUACUAUAUGGACGUUCCUGUGAAUACAAAAUGCAUCUGGUUAAUUUUGACUAAAGAAACAUUUGAACUACUCCAUUUAAACUUUAUGGAAAUAAUUUAGAUGCAUUAAAAAACUAGAAACGUUUUUUGCGAGUUUCAAACGUGCCUGGUUGAGUUUACCGACUAGUACAUUUGAACUACCCACUUAAAACGUGCUAGAAAACACCAAUAUGUCUCCAAAAAAAUAUCUGGUUGAUUUUGCCAAAAGGAACAUCGAAUUACCUUCUUGAUGGGAAGAAUUCAUAUUUAGCAAAAAAACUGAGUACAUUUCUUGUGGAUAUUAAACACAUACUUUCAAAACGUUCUUUAGGAAUAUUAAAAGUGUGGUAGAUUUUGCUGGAAGGUAUAUUUUAACUACUCCUUUAUAACUUGCUGGAAAACAUUUAGGUGUCUCAGAAAUACUUUGAAAACGUUCUUUAUGAAUAUUAAGUUUGUGAUAGACGUUGUUAAAAGGUACAUUUGAACUACUUGCUAGCAACUUACUGAGAAGCAUUAGGGCGCCCCAAAAAUACUCUUGAGAACUUUUUUAUGAAUAUUGAGUGGUAGAUUUUUCUGGAAGGUACAUUUGAUGUUCUUAUAACUUGCUGUAAGACAUUCAGGUGUAUAAAAGUACUCUGAGAACGUUCUUUAUGAUUAUUAAGAGUGUCUGGUAGAUGUUGCUGAAAGGUACAUUUGAACUACUUGCUUAUAAUUGGCUGGAAAACAUUUAGAUGUCUCAAAAAUACUUUGGAAACGUUCUUUAUAAAUAAUAAGUGUGUGGUAAGUAUUGUUAAAAGGUACAUUUGAACUAUUCGCUUGUGAUAUGUUGGUAAACAGUUAGGUGUUAUGUUCUUUAUGACUAUUAAGAGUGUCUAAUUGAUUUUACUGACAUGUACAUUUAAACUACUCCAUCAUUUAUACUAUAACGGUUUUCCUAAAUAAUUUAAUGAACUAUAUCAACAGUUAUUGGUACUAACAUUCUAAAAUGUAUCACGAAAUUUUACUAUUAACUAAAUUGUUGUUUUUUAAGUAAAAUUUAUUCAAUAUAUAUAGUAAUAUUACAAAAUGAACACUUAGAGAUUUAAAGUAUUUGUGAAAAAAGUAUUAUAUCUGUUAUUGUUAUGCACGAAUUUAUAAUAAGGUGCUUUUAUCGAAUGUCAGCAACACAGACAAUUCUAUAUAUAUGUUUAAGCUUAUUAUUGUAUUUAAGUUGCAUUUCUUAGCCACUGUUAGUAUAAACGAAAAAUUUGCCUUUGAGGUAGUAAGAGUAAGAAAGUGCUGAAAUGUCGUAUUAAAGACUUUAGAAAUCUAUAGAAAUUUGUUAAUACCAUAAUUAUGAAAGGUUUAUAAUGAAUUUACCGAAAUAUAAGUAAUACCGAUCUCAGUAAUGUAUUCAAAUAUUAAUUUUUCUAAAAUGUUUCCCUAUUAGUUUUACUAAUGUCUACUGAUCUCGAAAUUCAUAUUUUACUAGCUCACUAUAUUUUUCCAACUGAUGAUUCUUACUAAAUCAAAGAUAAACUUACAAUAUGCAACUCGUUUUUACACAUAUACAUUUUUUUGUAAUCGUUUAUACAUUCCACUGAUGCAGCAAUAAUAAUUAUUGUAAAUGUAUACAAACAGUUUCAAUCCACAGAAAAAUUUCCGUUUUUCAAUAUUGGUACCAUUUUCAAUGAUAAAAAUAUAAUGUGUUGAUUCUGUUGGAAAGUAAGGAACUUUGUAUACAUGUUUUAUCUAUAAUACAUCGGACUUGCAAUACGAAUGACACAAUCCGUAUUGAAAUGUCGAAAUUGUGAUACAUAACUGAUAUUUACAAGUUUGUAUUGUUAAUCUGAAAUAAAUCUCACUUUGUGAAAUUCAUUCAA